Molecule: messenger RNA, 2835 nt
Organism: Oldenlandia corymbosa var. corymbosa
Lineage: Eukaryota; Viridiplantae; Streptophyta; Magnoliopsida; Gentianales; Rubiaceae
Source: the annotation of a GenBank genome assembly
AAAAAAAAAAAAAAAAAACCUGAUUCUGAAAAUACUACUCAGGAGUCAGGACAUAGUACUUUAUUUUCGGGUCUAUUUCUCUCGCUCCAAAAGUUAGUCCUUUCCGGUCACUGAUUCUGCAUUUUCGUUCAUGUAGUUUCUUAAAAAAGUUCAUCUUUCAUUAGUUUGAAGCAGUACUACUACUACUUCAUGGAUGGGAAGAGCAGUAGUUGUUGGAAAUUUGAGAUGGGGGAAGAAGAAGACCUUAAAAGGGAAGUAAAGGAGGAAGCCGUGGAGGAAGAAAAUCAUCUACAACAAGAAGAACACCCACAAAAUCCAGAAAAACCCACUCCAGAAAAUGGAGACGAAACGACCAACUGCUUCCUGGAGAGCUGGGGAUUUGAGAUGGGAAAAGAAGCCCUCAAAUGCCUAGUGAAGGAGGAAGGUGUUGAAGCUGUUGAGGAAGCUGAUAACCAACAACAUCCACAAAAUUCAGACAAACCCACUUCUGAUGCCGACGACAAUAGGACCGUUGAUGAUUUUUUUGCCUCAAAAGUAAUCGGAAAGGGCUCCAGGAGAACUAGGAGUAAAAGCAGAAAACCACGGAAGCUUUGGAUGUUUGGAAAUUUUGAAGUUCCAUCCUGUGCUAUGAAUAGAACCAAAGAAGUUAAGGAAAACCUUGAUCCUCAGUGUCCGAGCUUUGUAAAGAUGAUGCGAUAUUCGAAUGUUACUCAAGGAUUUUAUCUCGAACUUCCGCACACUUUUAGCAAUAUGUAUAUGCCAAAGGAUGAUAAAGAAUGUAUUUUGGAAGAUGAAGAUGGUGAAGAAUACGAGAUGAAAUUCCUUGCCAGUAGAAAGAGAUUUAGUCGGGGUUGGAAAGCUUUUGUUACUUAUCAGGGCCUGCUUGAAGGCGAUGAAGUUGUUUUCCAUUUAAUUGGGACUUGCAAAUUCAAGGUUGUUGUUGUUAGAUCAACUAGUUUAGAAGUGGAUGGAGCACUUGGGCUGUUACCGUUGGACAAAAUUAUGAGCCGAACCGAAUCUGGAAGACAAUUUAACGAAGAGGAGGAUACAAGAACGACUUCAUUUGUUGAAUUUGAAAACUUCAACAUAAUUAUCAAUGGCAUGGUAUUGGACUUUAAGAUUUCAAAGAGUACAAGGCGGAAGUAUUAUGAGCUCUGCCGUGCUCGUAAAACAUACCUGCAUGUUGGUUUCUUAAAGACAAUUAGUAGUUCAUCGGCUGCAGAAAUCAUCUCAGAUACAGUUGGAAUUGCAGAUGCAAUCAGAUCCAGCAAUAUUACCACUCCUAAAAGCGAGUUUGCUGUUUGGGACCAAACCUUAGCAGGGUUUGAGUUACUGGGAGUCGAAGUUGGAUUCUUACGUACUCGUGUUAGCAAACUAGCCGCGCUUUCAGUGGAGCUAGGAAACAGAGCAUGUGCAAAGCUCUACAAGAAAGCCAAGCUUGAAUAUAAUAUUGCAGUGGAAGAAAUCAAGACUAUUGAAGCGAAACUCCAGGAAGUGCGGCAAAAAAGGACGAGACAUGAUGGUGACCUGCUGAGGUUAAACAAGCACAUUCAGAGGGAUGAGUCGAGAUUUGUAGAAGAAGUGAAUGCUCCGUGGAAGAGGAAAACUGUGAUGGGGAGGGGAUCCGAUGAAGAUUAUCAACAAGAACAAAGUGGAGUAGAACCCUCUUCAGAUACUGAUACUGAUGAAGACCAAAUGACUAUCCAUCAGUUUGUAACCUCAAAAGGGAAACACACCACUUCUGAUCAGCAAGUUCGAAAGGGCUUGGGCCGGAGAACAAAGAGGAAAUUGAAGGAAUCCAGGACGGUUAGUCAUAACCAUCAAGUUCUGCCCUAUGUAAUAGCAAGAGCUGAAGAAAUUCGAGCUAAACUUGAUCAUCAGUACCCCUGCUUUGGAAAGAUAAUGCUGCGUUCCCAUGUUACUCAGGGGUUUUGGAUGAGCUUCCCAACUGAUUUCUGCAGAGAUCAUAUGCCUAAGUUUGAUGAUACAUACAUUUUGGAAGAUGAAGAUGGUGAAGAAUACGAGACAAGGUUCCUUGCCAGUAGAUUGGGACUAAGUAAAGGUUGGAGAGGUUUUACAAUUUCACAGAAAUUGCUUGAGGGUGAUGUUCUUCUUUUCCAUUUGGUUGAGCCUAGGAAAUUCAAGGUUUACAUAGUUAGAUCAACUAGCUUCGGAGAAGUGGAUGGAGCUAUCAUUAGGCUCCCACAGUUGGAAGAAAGUUCCAAUGAAAAAGAAUUUGGAGGAGAGAUUCACGAAGAUGGCAAUGGCGAUCUAGAAGAAGGCGAAAAAUCAACUGCAUUUGUUGAUUUUCAGGACUUCAACAUAAAGUUCAAUGGCAUGGUUUUGGACUUUGAGGAGAUACCUGAUAUGCGCCUCAAGUACUACGAACUCUGCCAUGCUCAGAAAUCAUAUCUCCAUGACGGUCUCCUUAAAACUAUUAGUUCCUCUUCAGCAGUUGAUAUAAUCUCAGACACUGUUGAAAUCGCUAGUGCGAUCAAAUCAAGUACUGUUUCCACCCCAUCAAGUCUGUUUACACUUUGGGAUCAGACAUUAGCAGCUUUCGAAAUGUUGGGGAUCAAAGUCGGGUUCUUGCGCGCUCGCGUGAAAAAACUCGUCGCUCUUUCAAAACAAGCGAAAGACACUCGACAUGCAAAGAGGUACAAGCAUGCGACUGCUGAGUAUAAUCACAUAGAGGAAGAGGCAAAGAGUCUUGAAGCCAAACUCCUGGAAUUGCAGCAGGAAAAAAUGGAACUUCAAUGUGAAAUAGAGACUUUGAAAGAUCACAUUCAGAUGGAUGAAUCCAGGUUCUUGGAAGAAGCUAAGGCUCCAUGGUGA